AUGCAGCAGCAGGGGCCAUUUGAGGCAAUGGAGGAGGGAACACAAAGGCAUGAAUUGAAGGAAUUGUUUGAGAAGGUCGAUCCGAAGAGCCUGAACAGAAGAUUUGUGGAUGAGGAGAUACAGAGGAUGAAGAAGAGAAGCAUGAUUGAGCCUGUAGAGAUUGCAAGGGCGAUACUGUAUCUUAUGGAUUUUCCGGAGAAGGAGUGGAACUUGAGUGAGAUAGUUGGAUCUAUUCGGAGCAAUCUUGAAGAGAUUAACUGGCGGGAAGUGUAUUCGUGUUUUCUUGAUCUGGGCUUGAGCGUGUGGAAGCAUGAAUCGCUUUAUCUGAUUAUUGAUUGCUGGAUGCAUGUGAGUGGGGCCAACACGAUGCCUUAUGAGAUAUUUUUUGGGAGAUGGAAGGAUGAGAAGGCACAGGUGAAUUUUCUGCGGCUGAUUAUCGAAGGGGACGAUAAGCGAUUGCAGCUGUAUUCGAAUGUGUUUUUCCGACGGAUAGUUACGCCCGAAGAGUCUCGGAACCAUCGGUUUAAGAAUGUGGUGGGGUAUGAGAGUACGUUUAAUUGCGUGGAGUUGUUUGAGUGCAUUGGGAUGCUUGAGUCUGUGGUGCUGGUUGAGCUGAUAGCGAGGAAGUCGCCUGAGUGGUGUGUGAUGGGGCUUGGAUACAUACAGCCGAUGUUUUUGAAGAUUUUUGACGAUCUUGUGCUAGGGUUUGCACGCGGGGCGCCGAAUAGCUUUGUGCUGCAUGUGUUGUUUAAGAACCAUGGGAGUCUAAUGCUGCAGAAGGCGGUGAUGCUGCAGAGGGAGGGAGUUGCGAUAUCGAAGAUACUGGAUGUGUUUCUUGAGAAUAAGAUGCUGCCCGUUGUUUCUGAACUGCUUGAGCCUGUGGAGCUUUGCUUUGACGUUAUUGUGCUGAGCUCUAUCAGAGACCACUUGAAUCUGACGAUAUGGCUAUCGAACAACCUGACGACGCGGAGGGAUGAGUUUGUGAAGGUGCUAGUGAAGUAUCUUGGGAUGAAGGUUGCAAGGCCCAGGGAGGCGGAGAAGAUGUUUCCGCUGACGGCAGAGAUAUUUGGGACAUUUAUGAGGAUAGUAGAGCAAUUUCUGAAGAUUCUGAAGCCGGAGACGGUGAUGAUGUACAAUGAGUUUAAGCAAGGGCUACCUCAGGGAUUGAGGAUGCAGAAGACAAGGGAUAUGAAGAUUGAAGAGGAGGCAAGCAAUUUUAUUUCGCAGAUAAUCAAUUCGCAGAGAGGGAUUGAGAGCAGCAUCUGCCAGAUCAAGGAGUUUUUGAAGGAGGAGGGAGUAAACAAGGAGCUUGCAUCGAAGAUUUUCUGUGCGCUGCUUGAGAACUACAGUUCGUUGUAUAAGCUUCCGAAUUCCGACUUGAUUGCGCAGCUGUAUGGAGGCCUGAUCAAGGAGGAGAUAUUUCCGAAGCCGUAUAGAAGGGUUGCUGUAGAGUAUACUAAGGGGUCGCUGAAGUAUCCUGAGAAUGAUCGAGAGUAUUCGUUUGGAUUUAAGUGCUUGGAGGUGUUUCUGCCGCAGCACCCGUCGGUUCUUGGGGAGAUUGAGGAGAUUGAGAGUGUGAGGAGCAAUUUGGUGAAGAAGGAGCUUGUGCUGAUUGAUUCUGAGAUUCAUCCUACGAUUGGGUUUGAUGAUGUAAUGAAGCUGGUGUUUAAGGAGAGAUGCAAGACGAAUGGAGGAGUGGGAGGGAUUGUUGAUGCGAUGGAGGAGAGGAGAAGGAAGGCAGAGCUUGGCAAGGAGUGGAUGGUUGGAAUGAUGGGGGAGCAUGAUGCUGAUGAGGAGCAGGUGGUGCAGGCAAUGAUGUGUGAGAUUGGAGGCAAGAGAAGGAAGGGGGUAGAAAGGAUGUUCUGUGAAGUGGCAGAGAGGAUGGGGAAUGAGUUUAUGAUGCAUUUUGUGAAGAGGGCGUUGGAAGUGGUGAAGAUUUUGCUGGACUACAGAUGUGAAGGGGAGAUAGAGAUAUCGAAGGUAGUUGGGGAGGUUCUUGGGAGGAUGCUGCUUGAGAGGAACCGAAUAGUGACGCUUGAGCAGUUUGAUUUCAAGAGGUUUGUUGUGAAGAGUGUUGAAUGUCGUCGGAUACUGUUUGGAGUUACGUUUGUGACCAGUUUUUUGAGGCAGGGAAGAGGAGGGCUUGUUUUCCGGCCGAUGAAUCCGUGGAUGAUGGGUAUAUUUGGGCUGCUGAGCGAGGUGUACAGCUGCACGCUGCGGCCGGUGCGAGAGGAGAUCCGGGGGCUGUUUGAGCAUUUUGGGGUUGAGCUGAGCCCGAAGCCAUUCAAGAGUUUUGGGCUGAGGUCGAAGAAAUAUUUGGCGGAGUAUGUGGUUGAAGAAGGGGAUCUUGUGAUGAGGCAUGUGUUGUUCCUUGCGCUUGACUUGAGUGUGCGAGAGAUAUCGCAGCCGAUAAUUGAGAAGGCGUGUUCUGUGGCGAUAAGGACGGGGAUGGAGUUGUUUAAGAGUACUGUGGUUGAGAAGGGGAGUGAGUAUGUGCUGUUCAGGAACAUGGUUGUGAAUCUUACUAGGUUUCUGUGCUUUGUGUCGGCGCAGGAGCCGAUGAAAGCGUGCAUAUCUGGGAAUGUUUCGUAUUUUAUGAAGCUGUGCUCGCUGGAGUUUUCGACGGAGAAGGUGUUUAAGAUAGCGACGGAGAAUCAGGAGGUGUGCUGUGAGCUGAUACAAAAGGCAGGGGUGUCGCGAGUCAAUGAAUCGAUCAAUGCAUGUUACAACGAGCUGGAGUAUAGUACGGGACGGCAACAGCAUGUGUGGUUUGAGCUGCUGCAGGAUCCUGGGCAUAUUGAGAAGGUUGUGAUCAAGCCUGUUGAGAACGGGGAGUAUCAAGAGAUCAAGACGCAUCUGGUGCAGCUGAGUAAGAAGAUUCCGUACUCGAAGAAGAAUGUGAUUGCGGAUGAAUGGCAUGGACUGGUGGGGGAAAACAGGGAGGCGGUGUUUAGUAGGAUAGUGAGGAGCAUUGAUGAGUGUGAAGACAAGGACGAGGAGUGCACGAGGCUGUGCAGGUACAUUACGGGGCACUUGAUCAAGAGCGGAAGCAAGGAUGAUUUUUUAUUUGAGUGUAUGGAGAAGAUGUUUAAGGUAUCGCACAAGACGCAGAAGGAGGUGAUAGGAUGGCUUAUUUAUUCGAACGACCCGCGGAAGUUCAGUGUGAAUCUUGUUAGCAAGUUUAUUGAGCACAACCUGAUCAAUGUUGUUGAGUAUGACCAGGCACUGUCCAAGAUUCCUAGCACAGAAGCGAAUCUUGACUUUGUGAUAAGUUUGCUGACGUCUCUGAUAACUGCGGAGGUGCAUGUGUGCACGGUGUAUGAUUUUAUCUGCACGCUUGAGAUGCUUGCGGGGCACAGUGACAAUGGGAAGGUUUUUGAUUUUUUCCAGAGGAUUGGAAACUUUAUGAUGCAUAUUGAUGGAAAGGGAGUGCCUGAGUAUGAAGAGUAUGUGAGGAUAAGCAGGUUUAGUGCGGUGCCUGAGCAGCACCUUCCUGAGUUUAUGGAGCGUGUUGGGUAUCCGGAAUCAUUGGAUGUGAGGUCUGCAUUUAAGGUAUCGUGGGAUCAUUUUAUCAGGUACAACCGGAUUCCGACGCUAUACUGCUAUCUGAAGAUUGAUCUGCUGCCUGUGCUUGUGAAGGGCAGACUUUAUGAAUGCCUGAAGGAGAGCCUUUGUGUUUUUGUUGAGGCGUAUCGGAAGAGGAAUUAUCUGUUUUUCAAGAUGUACACACGAUUUGUGCUGAAGAUGCUUGAUGAGGUUGAGGAGAAUGGAGUGAGCAGGAGCCUGGUGUAUUCGUUUCUUGAGGUGUUGUAUCCUUCGAAGGUGCCGGCAUUUACGUCAUUUUUUGUGGAGAUUGUGAACCACAGGUAUGUAUUGAGGUACUUUGAGUGUGAGGAAGGGCUAUGGAUUGCGAUGGAGAUGCUGAGAUGUGGAGUGUACAGUGGAAGGCUUGCGCAUCGUAUCAGCCAAGCGAUGAGUUUUUUGAAGACGGCCGGAUGGGUGAGGAUGUAUUCGUCGUAUCUGUCGUACAGUUGCCCACCGGAGUACCCGCAUCUGAAGAAUCUGAUAAAUGCAAGCAGGGACCGGGUGGUUGCGGUGGAGAACCAGAAUUCGUUUUUCAGGCUGCGAACGGCGCUGCAGAACAAGACGUCGGUGAAGCUGACUGAUCUUGGGAUAGGGAAGAAUCUGUGGAUGUACUUGAUUGACAACCUGAACGAGAUGGAUGAGAUAUCGAUGAUGGCGGUUGAGAGCAUUAAGUUUAUGGUGGAGAGGAAGAUGCAUGCCGAGGAGAUUCUGACGAUGCUUUGGAUUCGUAUCAAGGCCGGGGAUGUGCCUGAGGCGCUUUCUGCGUGCUACAAUGAGCUGCAGAUGCUUGACAGUAGCCGGGUGUUUUUAAGGGCUCUUGAGAGUCAUGGACAAUAA
Messenger RNA from Ordospora pajunii, 4422 nucleotides. Its product is annotated as putative CAF1-binding domain-containing protein. The record is from RefSeq and is a predicted model, not a curated record. Gene Ontology annotation, molecular function: molecular adaptor activity. NCBI's taxonomy places the organism in Eukaryota, Fungi, Microsporidia, Ordosporidae. Bases 1 to 4422 code for a protein of 1473 amino acids. Gene Ontology annotation, biological process: negative regulation of translation; nuclear-transcribed mRNA catabolic process, deadenylation-dependent decay. Gene Ontology annotation, cellular component: CCR4-NOT core complex; P-body. The transcript has a single exon.